AAAACCCCCUUUUUACCGUCUUCUUCUACCCCUCGCUCUCGCUCUCUCUCUCUCUCUGAAGAAAAAGAAGUCUAGGGUUUCUCUCGUAUUCCCUUUGCUUUUUCACCAGAUCCUCAUUUUCUAGAAAACGGUUUCCAUCUUUCUCUGUGAAAUGCUCGCCAAUCUACAGUUUUUUUCACUGUAAAUCCAUCUUCGGAGCUUUCUCGACUGCAAUACAGCAAGAUGAUGACGCUGACGAUCUCAGGACCUCUAACGCUGGGUCAGGUGUCAUUUUCCCUUGGGAUCAUCCCAAUAUUUGUAGCAUGGAUUUAUUCCGAGUUGUUAGAAUACAGGAAAAAUUCAAUUUCUAUGAAAGCGCAUUCUGAUAUCAAUCUGGUUGAGUUGGGAAAGGAAGCAGUGAAUGAAGAUGACAGAGUUGUCUUGUUGGAGGGUGGUGUCAAACCUGAUUCUCCUAAAGUUCACAACCCAUCUGUUGCAUCACAGCUUGUCAGAUUCUUUCUUAUGGAUGAUUCAUACUUGCUUGAGAAUCGAUUGAUACUGAGAGCCCUAUCUGAAUUUGGAGCUAUUUUGGCCUACUUCUACAUAUGCGAUCGUACAAAUCUCUUUGGAGAGUCAAAAAAGAGUUACAAUCGGGAUCUUUUCCUGUUUCUGUACUUCCUCCUCAUCAUUGUUUCAGCUAUGACUUCUUUCAAGAUCCACCACGACAAGUCACCAUUCUCAGGCAAAUCCAUACUUUAUCUGAACAGGCACCAGACUGAGGAAUGGAAAGGGUGGAUGCAGGUAUUGUUUUUGAUGUACCACUACUUUGCUGCAACAGAGAUUUAUAAUGCAAUCCGUAUGUUCAUUGCGGCAUAUGUGUGGAUGACGGGAUUUGGAAACUUCUCUUAUUAUUAUGUCCGGAAGGAUUUCAGCAUUGCACGGUUUGCACAGAUGAUGUGGCGGCUUAAUUUCCUUGUGGCAUUCUGCUGCAUCGUGCUUAAUAACAAUUACAUGCUAUACUACAUCUGCCCAAUGCACACCCUUUUCACUCUCAUGGUUUAUGGUGCACUUGGAAUUCUAAACAAAUAUAACGAGAUAGGGUUGGUUAUUGCUGCAAAAAUCGUUGCCUGCUUUUUGGUGGUUAUUCUGAUUUGGGAAGUCCCUGGAGUAUUUGAGUUGAUUUGGAGUCCAUUCACAUUCCUUCUGGGUUACAGCAACCCGGAUCCUUCAAAACCAAAGCAUCCGCUCUUGCGCGAGUGGCAUUUCCGCUCAGGGCUUGAUCGCUAUAUAUGGAUCAUUGGAAUGAUAUAUGCUUACUAUCACCCAACUGUUGAGAGAUGGAUGGAAAUUUUGGAGGAAACUGAAGCAAAGAUUAGAAUAUCAAUCAAAACAGCUGUCGUGAUGAUUUCAUUAGCGGUGGGCUAUCUCUGGUUCGAGUAUAUAUACAAGUUGGAUAAGAUUACUUACAAUAAAUACCAUCCUUAUACAUCAUGGAUCCCGAUAACUGUCUACAUUUGCUUGCGAAAUUUCACUCAGCAGUUCCGUAGCUUCUCAUUAACCCUUUUCGCGUGGCUCGGAAAAAUAACACUGGAGACCUACAUCUCCCAGAUCCACAUCUGGCUAAGGUCGGGCAUUCCUGAUGGACAGCCUAAAUGGUUACUCUCGCUCAUCCCGAACUACCCACUUCUCAACUUCAUGCUAACCACCUCCAUAUAUGUUGCUGUUUCGUACAGACUUUUUGAACUGACAAACACAUUGAAGACAGCAUUCGUCCCAAGUAAAGAUAACAGACGCAUUUUGCACAACAUGAUUGCAGCAGCAGCAAUUUCAACCACAUUGUACUCUCUGUCCUUCGCAUUUCUUCAAUUUCCUCUGAUGCUGGUAUGUUUUCUCCUCGUCUUUUCCAUCAAUAAGGUUUGGAAGCAGUUUUAUUAUAGUAGUAAGAUAUUACAAUCCAUAUGCUGGUAAGAAAGGGCUUCUUAAUCAAGAUAAGCAGCAUGAAUUGUAGUGUCUUAUCCAAACCGAGUAAAAUUAACGAGCUUCAGAGGUUGCUAAUAUCUGGUUUUGUUAAAUUCUACUAAAUUCUAGGUAUGAAAAAUCCAAGGUGAAUACGGUGAGCUUCCAAGCUUGUCCUUGUGUGCGUCCUGGCCACAACUGUACUGGCAAAAGGUUAAUUGUGCAUGUAUAACAGAGAUGAAGGCAGACGUUGGCCAGGAUGGUGUGGUCCAGGGUAUCUCCUGUGUACAGAAAGUGGUGGAUGCGGACCUAUGCCUGCAAUGAUGCGGUGUCUUAUGCCAGUUUUUUACUAUACUUAUGCAAGUGCCAUGAUUCCAAAGUGCAUUCCUUCCAUCCUGCACAUACAUGGGAUAUGAAAUUACUUUUUUUUUUUUUUUUUGGACAGUACUAAGGGCCCAUACCAAAUGAAACCUUUUUAUUUUCAAAUUAGGUGCCAGCUUUGUUACCAUUCAUAUAAUCAUUCCAUUUUAUUCCA
Messenger RNA from Magnolia sinica, 2470 nucleotides. RefSeq names its product protein REDUCED WALL ACETYLATION 3-like. Gene Ontology annotation, molecular function: acetyltransferase activity. The transcript is spliced from 15 exons. NCBI's taxonomy places the organism in Eukaryota, Viridiplantae, Streptophyta, Magnoliopsida, Magnoliales, Magnoliaceae. Gene Ontology annotation, biological process: xylan biosynthetic process; xyloglucan metabolic process; plant-type secondary cell wall biogenesis. The coding region runs from base 223 to 1947 and encodes 574 amino acids. The record is from RefSeq and is a predicted model, not a curated record. Gene Ontology annotation, cellular component: Golgi apparatus.